Pseudovirgaria hyperparasitica is the source of this 1305-nucleotide messenger RNA. RefSeq lists its product as uncharacterized. Bases 315 to 1223 code for a protein of 302 amino acids. Lineage: Eukaryota; Fungi; Ascomycota; Dothideomycetes; Acrospermales; Acrospermaceae. The transcript is spliced from 2 exons. The record is from RefSeq and is a predicted model, not a curated record.
UCUCUGGUACAGCACUGAUAUCUACCAUCAAGGCAUCAUGCUACCAAAACCAAUUCAGCUCAUCGCUUCAUCAAUCAAGCAGUCUUACCAUCGAGCUGCUCCAAUCGCGGCUCUGUGGUCAACUGUUAAUAUCUGCAAUCAAAGUAUUGACUGGUCUUAUUGCUACCAAAACCAUUUCAGCUCACAGCUCCAUCAAUCGACCAGUCUUACUAUUGGUCUGCUUCACGUUUCGGCUCUUUGGCUCAUUAUUCAGCUGUGCCAUCGAAGAACCGACUCGCCUCAUUGCUACCUGAAUCAUUUCAGCUCAUGGAAUCAUGAUUCAACCAGUCUUACUAUCGAGAUGCUUCACAUCACGGCUCUCUGGUCAAGUUCAUCUCUGCAGCCAAAGCAUCGUGGUCAAGUUCAUCUCUGCAACCAAAGCAUCGCUUGACCGCAAUGCUGCCAAAGCUCAUCCAUUCCAGGGCUUCAUCAAUCAACAGUCUUUCCAUGGAGCUAUUUCAAAUCGUGGCUCUCUGGUCGACUGUUCAUCUCUGCCAUCGCAUCUCAUAGCACAGCUUCAUCAACCAGUCUUGCCAUUGAGCUGCUUUACUUCGCGGCUCUCUGGUUCACGGCUUUCUGGUUCACGGCUUUCUGGUUCACUUGCAUAUCUGCCAUCGCAAGCCAGAGCACCGUUUUAUCAACAAGCCUUACCAUUGAGCUGCUUCACUUCACGGCUCUCUGGUCAACUGCUCAUCUCUGCGGUCGAAUCUUCACUUGACUGCAAUGCUGUGAACGCCUUCUCAUGUCAUUGCGCACAAGCAAACGUCGCACCUUGGCUCACUCAGCACAAUCAAAUCUGCUGUCGAGGUGUCUUUGCACAGCAAAACUGCCACAGAGACCACUGUCCGUACCAUUCAAAGGGCAGAAUCUCACACUUUGGCUCCUCCGGCACAAUCAAAUCCGCCGCCGAGUCAUCCAUCACACACGGUCCAUGUUCUGGCUCACUAGAGGUGAAAACAUUCAACACCACGGCAGCUUCAGGACCGCACUUUCAAUCAUCAACGUGGCAGGCACCUCACAUCUAUCGAGACUGCUACACAUCAACCACCGUCCAACCUGGCACUGAUUCCAAUACAUCCUUGCCAGCGCAGACAAACGAUUCGGCACAAUCAAAUCAAUUACUGCCGGAGUCAAACUCAAAAUGCGGACCAUCCCAGCCAUUUCCAACCAUCAAAGCGGCUUAGGUCUACAACAUUCAAACCAUCGUCGCGGCAGCUCACAUCCAUCGAGAAUGCCGCGCAUCAAAGAUCAAUCAUCCUGGCACUG